Messenger RNA from Trichosurus vulpecula (common brushtail), 4517 nucleotides. Its product is annotated as GTPase IMAP family member 8-like. The transcript has 10 exons. The coding region runs from base 101 to 3475 and encodes 1124 amino acids. Gene Ontology annotation, cellular component: cytosol. Gene Ontology annotation, molecular function: GTP binding. The record is from RefSeq and is a predicted model, not a curated record. NCBI's taxonomy places the organism in Eukaryota, Metazoa, Chordata, Mammalia, Diprotodontia, Phalangeridae.
GGAAAAAGAAGGCUGCUGAUCCAGGAGAGAAAGGCAGAGAACCGCUGGCCUUUCUCCUAAUCCUACCUCUACCAAGAGCCUCUUCCUUCUGGCAGAUUCUAUGAUGCUUCAGGAAGCUACAGACAUGGAUCAUGAAGAAAGACUCCGAGACCAACAACUGGAGCCAGCUAAGAAGAGUCAGCAGCAGCAGAUGGAGCCAGAAGUAGCCUCUGGAUCCUCAGAAUUAAGGAUUCUCCUCCUGGGGAAACAUGGUGCAGGAAAAAGUGCAACAGGCAAUAGCAUCCUGGGGAAGCGAGUGUUUGAGUCCAAAUAUAGUGAAGAGCCUCAGACCAAAAUUUGCAAGAAAGAAAGUGGAACUGUGGGAAAGAGGGAAGUUGUGGUUAUUGAUACCCCUGAUCUUUUUUCUACAAGGAUCUCUGCUGGAGAGAGGGAACAAGAGGUCAGGCAAUGUAUCACCCUCUGCUCUCCAGGUCCCCACAUCCUGCUCCUUGUGACAUCUCUGAAUUCUAUCACAGUGGAAGAUGAAGAGGUGGUGAAGGGCAUUCAGAAGAUCUUUGGAGCUGAAGCUAUGAGGCACAUGAUAUUGCUUUUCACAAGGAAAGAAGAGCUGGAGAAUGACUUACUUCAAGAGUACAUUAAAGAAAUUGACAAUGAGUAUCUCAAGAAUCUGGUUCUGAACUGUGGGGACCAGUAUUGUGCUUUCAACAACAAAGCAGGUGUAGCAGAACAGGAUACUCAGGUUAGGAGUCUCUUUGAACAGAUUGAUUUGCUGAUGGAGAAGAAUGGCCAAUCUUAUGCACACUUGAAUGCAAAUAUAGGAAUGAAAGAAAACAAUAUAGACUCCAAAACAGAUAUGUUACCAAGACUACCAAGUCCCCAAGAUUCCCAGGGAUUUGUGAAUAUAGUCAAGACCUAUCAAAAGGAAGACAAUGCAUCUGGAUCUGGGUAUAUGAUAGAGCCCAAGCAGGACAAAGAGAUAGAUGAAUUGAGGAUUCUUCUUGUGGGAAAACAUGGUUCAGGGAAAAGUGCAGUGGGAAACAGCAUCCUGGGAAGGUGCAUAUUUGAGUCCAGACUCAGUGAGCAGCCAGUGACCCAAGUGUGCAGGAAAGAGCAGCGCAUCUGGAGGCAAAGAAAAGUUGUGCUCAUUGACACUCCAGAUAUCUUUUCCCGACUGGACUCCCAGAAAGAGCUCUGCAAUCUCUCCUCUAUGUGCUCCCCAGGCCUGCACGCCCUCCUUCUAGUGACCCCUCUGCAGUUCUACACAGAGAAAGAUGAGACAGUGGUGGGGAACAUCAAAAAGGUUUUUGGGGAAGAAGCUCUGAGGAAACACUUGAUUGUUCUGUUCACCCGGAAAGAAGACUUGGCAGGCAAGGACCUGAUGGAAUUCAUAGAGAAUGCAGACAGACCUCUUAAGAAACUCAUUUUGGAUUGUGGACUUCAGUACUAUGCUUUCAAUUACCGAGUCACAGGAGAGGAGGAACAACUCCAAGUGAAUGGGCUUCUGGAGGAGAUCAACAAAAUGGUAGACAGGAAUGGAGGCUCAGUGUUGCUGAGAGAAUUGAGGCUCAUCCUCGUAGGGAAAACAGGAAGUGGGAAGAGUGCAACUGGAAAUAGCAUCCUUGGCAAGAAAGCCUUUACAUCUAAGCUCAGUUCCAGGCCAGUGACUGAGAGCUGCCAAAGAGAGAGCAGAGAAUGGCAUGGAAGAAGGCUUGUGGUCAUUGACACCCCAGAUAUCUUUUCCUCCAAUGCCCAACCAAAUAAAGAUCUGGAGAUCUGUCGCUGUAUGGCCCUCUCUUCUCCAGGGCCUCAUGUCCUACUCCUGGUGAUCCAGUUGGGCCAUUACACCAAUGAGGACAAGGAGGCUCUUAGGCGAAUCCAGGAGAUAUUUGGAGAGGGGAUCCUGUCCCACACUAUCCUUGUUUUCACCAGGAAAGAAGACUUAGGGAUGGAUACUCUGGAGGAAUACUUAAAAGAAACAAAGAACAAAAGCUUGGCCUGGCUGAAUGAGGUGCGUAAAGGAUUUUAUUGUGGUUUCAACAACAAAAUUGAAGGGGAGGGACAGGAGACCCAACUAAAGGAACUGAUGAAGAUGAUAGAAAAAGUUCUCUGGAAAAAUGACUUCUGCUGCUACUCCAAUGAGGUAUAUGAGUAUAUCCAGAAAAAUAUUCAGCAGUUAAGAGAGGAUCUGGGAGAAGAAUCAAUAGGCCAGGAACAGGGUUCUAAGGCAGCUUUCUAUAAGGAGAAUGUGGCAUCAAAGGAAUCAGAUCAAAACUGCUCUGCCCUAGAGAGUCUGAUGACCAUUCAGAGGAAAUAUGAGCAAAGUCAACAAUCAGUGCUGAAGAACUUACUGACUCCUUGGUUGGAGCACCUUCUGGACAAGUUUCCAUCUCAGCUUCCUCUUUACAAAAGUGAAAGCAAUAGCUCAGAUUGCUUUGCUAGGCUGGUGGAGAAGACCAUUCCCCUCUCUCUGGGAGAAGAGAACACCGGUUUACGGUGCCCACCCUUAGAAGAAAUGGCUGGCUACCAAUCCCUUGAACAAACUCUGCAGAAAGGAAAGCAGAAGAUGAAGAAAGGAAAAGAUGGAGAUGUUGAUGUGGAAGGCCGUGACAUUCAUCAAAACAGUGAGCCACUGAGGAUCAUCCUGGUGGGGACAACAGGAGCUGGGAGAAGUGCUACAGGAAAUACUAUCCUUGGACAGAAAGUAUUUGAGUCCAAGCUAGGAUCCCACGCAGUGACCAAGAAGUGUCAGAUGGAAACUGGGAUGUGGAAUGGGAGAAGAAUAUUGGUGAUUGAUACUCCUGACUUCUGUGAGCCAAGUGCCUGGACUGAAGAGAUGUACAAGGAAAUUGGAGAGUGUUACCUUCUCUCCUCCCCAGGUCCCCAUGCAUUUGUCUUAGUGACUCAGAUUGGGCGCUAUACAGCAAAAGAUAAGGAGACAAUGAGGAAGGUAAAGAAAAUCUUUGGAGUAGAAGCCAUGAGGCACCUAGUUAUGCUUUUCACCCGCAAAGAAGAUUUAGGGGAAUCUUUAGAGGAUUAUGUAACAAAUACUGAUAACAUAGACCUACGAAGGGGGAUCCAAGAGUGUGGCAGGCGAUUCUGUGCCUUCAACAACCGGGCCACUGGGGAGGAACAGAAGGCUCAGGUGGCGGAGCUGAUGUUUGUGAUUCAGAGGAUGGAGGAAGAGAAUGGAGGCAGUUAUUACAGCAAUGCUCUUUACCUUGAUGCUGAGAUGUUCCAGAGAUUUAACAAUAGAGGGUCUGAAGAAAGCUACCAAAACUACCUACAAAAAGUGAAAUUCCACCUUCAAAAGCAGACAUUGGACCUAAGAGAGGCUGAGGCUAACUUUAUUGUCCAGGCAUUUUUGAGGGCCCAAAAAUGGGUUUCUUCUAACCACAGAAUCUGUUUAUGUCUUUUGCUUUUUGUCUUGGCUUUUCUUAUCAUUAUAGUUGUCAUAUUGACUUCUCAAAAAGCCUGAGUAGUUUUCUAAGGUGGGUCCUGAUAGUAAUUAUUGGAAGAGGUCCUUCUUAGUGUCACUAUGAUGGAAUCGGCUUCCCUAAUUUUUGAAAACAUAUAUGAAUCUCAACUCCUAUCCUUAUGGAUAAUGCUUGGCAAAGAGACAUCUAAAAGAAUUCAAUAGUUUUCUCACUUCUUUUCAUAAGAAUUAGGAAAUUAAGCUGAUAGUUCUGAUAUCUGGUAGUGUAAGUGAUGUAUUCGAAGGGAAGCUGUGAGAUGCUUCGGGCAUCUAUGGUGACCUUGAUGGAAUCCUAAUAGAGCUGCCCCCAGCUCCAAUAUUCUAACUUCAUUAUGGGCCCUACUGAAUAGCAGGCCUACUGUACCUACCUACCACUCUCCCCUCAACAUCUUAACUUCUUCAUAAAUGCCUCACUGCUCACUAGAACAACAGGUGUGUCCAUGAACUCAUAGUUCUCACAGUGAUGGGAACCCAGCCACUGCCUCUAGCUAGCCUCUCCCCCCAGACCCAUUCCCAAAGAAAGUGGUGUGUCCAUGCACUCAACCUCAACCACAUUAUGUAUCUCGACCAGACAAGACCACAAUUGCUAGCCAAUCAGAAGACAGCACCACCAGGAUGUAGAGCAGGAUGUUUAACCACUAAAUCAUAGAAGGGUCCCACCCUAAGACAGUACCUGCACAGUAAUAGUAAAGAACUGAGCUAGAGUGAACUUAUGACCUAGAGAGGCUUAUUAUAAUAUCAUUACCAUACAUGCAUACCCCCCUAAAUGGGUUUUUCUGUAUGCAUUGUGGGUAACUACAUGAUCAGUUCUACUGAGACUGGGAGCCCUCCUCCACUACCUAAUCCUUUAACAAACUCCUCCUGCCUUUUUAAUAUUAAUCAUAUUCUUAUAUUCUACAUAAAUUUUGAUUGUGUAAUCAGCAUCACAUUCUCUAUAAAAUUGUAUGUCUUGCCUUACUGAAAUUGCUAAUUCUUCUAAGGAACUUAGAUAGUCACCAGUGUGUGAAACCACAAAACUAUAAUAAAUUUUUCUAAAUGGCUUGGA